This is a messenger RNA of Phaeodactylum tricornutum CCAP 1055/1, 1907 nucleotides long. It is a transcript of the gene FbaC1, whose product is annotated as fructose-bisphosphate aldolase. Bases 509 to 1717 code for a protein of 402 amino acids. Gene Ontology annotation, biological process: glycolytic process; gluconeogenesis. Lineage: Eukaryota; Bacillariophyta; Bacillariophyceae; Surirellales; Neidiaceae. Gene Ontology annotation, molecular function: fructose-bisphosphate aldolase activity; zinc ion binding. The transcript has 2 exons. Gene Ontology annotation, cellular component: cytosol. The record is from RefSeq and is a predicted model, not a curated record.
AGAACACAGACAAGCUUCGCUGGGUACGUGUUCGUACGGCCGUCGUCCGUGGGAACGGCUCCGCUAGAUACCUCCCUGCGGCAGUGGCGACGGACCCAACCGUUGCGCACGAUUGUCAGAAUCUCGGGUAUAUAUGUUAGGGGGGGGGGGGGGGGUUUGUUGCGCGAACGAUCUCUGACGUUGGUGUUCGGUCGGAAGUACGUGUUGUAGCGGCGGUACGAGGCAUCGCGAAACCCCGCCCCCACCCUUACACGGGAGGAGGACCACGAAAUCCACAUCCAUCGAACGUCUUUUUUUGUGCGGGGGUGUGAUGUGUUUUCCCCAAACACACACACACACACGGCAAAGAUCUCGUACUCAUCUACCUACCUAUCUACCUACACACACACGCACACAACGUACGACACCACAGCGGUUCCAUAGUUUGACCGUUCUCGUAUCGCAUCGACCAGAUCCGUUUACCGUACCGUAGCUUAUCCCCAUCUUCCAUAUCCUCCCCUUUUACAUCAUGAAACUCUCUACGGCUGCUCUUUUCUUCAUCCCCGCCGUUGUGGCGUUUGCCCCUCCCCAAGCGGCCUUUCGCUCCAACCCAGCGCUCUUUGCGACGGAAACCGCCGCGGAAAAGACGACCUUUUCCAAGAUGCCCGCGUCGGUCAAGCCGGGUGUGGUGACGGGCAAGGCACUCGUGGAUCUUCUCCAGCACGCCAAGAAGGAAGGCUUUGCCAUUCCCGGAGUCAACAUUGUCGGAACCAACUCCAUCAACGCCUGCAUGGAAGCCGCCAAGAAGUACGGAGGUCCCAUUAUGGUCACCUUCUCCAAGGGCGGGGGACAGUUCAUUGCCGGCAAGGCGGCGGACAACUCCGACGACGCGGCUUCCAUUGCGGGGUGCGUGGCCGGAGCCAAGCACGUCCGGGAAGUCGCCAAGCUAUACGGAGUCCCCGUCGUCCUGCACACGGAUCACUGCCAAAAGGCAUGGUUGCCCUGGUUUGAUGGUCUCAUCGAAGCCAACGAGGAAUACUACAAGGAACACGGCGAACCGCUCUUCUCCUCCCACAUGUUGGAUCUCUCCGAAGAAUCACUCGAGGAGAAUAUUGGGAUCUGCAAACAGUACAUGGAGCGCAUGGCCAAGAUUGAUUUGCUCCUAGAGUUUGAACUCGGAGUCACCGGUGGAGAAGAAGACGGUGUGGACAAUUCCGACGUCGACUCGUCGCGUCUAUACACGCAGCCCGAGGAAGUCUACUACGCCUACAAGGAACUCGGAUCGGUCCCCAACGCUGCCUUUACCUGCGCCGCUUCCUUCGGCAACGUCCACGGUGUCUACGCACCGGGCAACGUAGAACUCAAGCCGGAAAUCCUACACAACACCCAGGCCUACAUUCAGGAAAAGGAAGGCAGUGACGACAGCAAGCCCAUGCUGUUUGUCUUCCACGGUGGAUCCGGUUCGGACGUCAAAGACAUUCAGUACGCCAUUGAAGCGGGCGUCGUCAAGAUGAACAUUGACACGGAUACGCAGUGGGCCUUCUGGGACGGUGUCCGCGAGUACGAAGCCACCAACCGCGAGUACCUGCAGGGACAGAUUGGUAACCCCGACGGUGCCGACAAGCCCAACAAGAAGUAUUACGAUCCCCGUAUGAGUCUCCGGGCCGGGGAAGAAGCCAUGGCCGCGCGUCUGUGCCAAGCUGCUGAAGACCUCAAGUGCAACGGCGUGCUCAACUAAACUUGUGUCAACGCGUGUGUGUCGCGUGCACCAAUGUACACUUGGCGUACACGAACGGGUGCAUUUGUGGAUUCCCGUACGAUCAAUACCCUUUGGACGGACCGCAAUGCCCCCGCCCCUCCUUUCCAACCCCAAACGAAUAAAUUAGUAGGUGGUAUCAACGACUCUAGUAGUAACCAAGUUGAUUUAC